Messenger RNA from Aspergillus welwitschiae, 221 nucleotides. RefSeq lists its product as uncharacterized. NCBI's taxonomy places the organism in Eukaryota, Fungi, Ascomycota, Eurotiomycetes, Eurotiales, Aspergillaceae. The record is from RefSeq and is a predicted model, not a curated record. The transcript has a single exon. The coding region runs from base 17 to 202 and encodes 61 amino acids.
CUGAUGGAGAUUCAGUAUGUUCCAAUCCGGAACCCUACUCCGUACUUCGCCUGUAGCUAGUAUGACUCUAGGUCGCAGGGGUCCCUGGGUGGGUGUAGGUCAUGUCCCACCAGCUGCGAUCUGGGGGAGUUCCGCUAUUCAUCCAGGACGACCAAGCUAUAGCUGUAGUGUCAGUGGUCAAGUUAGAGUAGAAGGACUCUGAUUCAUACUUGUCCUUUAUA